Molecule: messenger RNA, 2779 nt
Organism: Lacerta agilis (Sand lizard)
Lineage: Eukaryota; Metazoa; Chordata; Lepidosauria; Squamata; Lacertidae
Product: KIAA0513 ortholog
Exons: 13
Coding region: 334-1599 (421 amino acids)
Source: RefSeq, a predicted model, not a curated record
GCGACGAAUGGGUGGUGAUGGUUGAGUUUCUCAGUGAGCUACACUGAAAUUCUCCUCCUCUUUCCCUCCUUCCUUGUCUCAGCUGAAGUUCAAGUGACUUUUAUUUGUGUGUGUGCAUGAACACAUAUCUUCUGAGUCUUUCUUUUUCUGACAGCGAGUGGAUGAGCAGAUGCCUUGAAAGAGCCUAGGAUAAGGAGUAGGCUUUGGUUGGAAGUGGACCAAUCACAGGCUCCGUAUUUUUCUGCUCAUCUCCCAAUGGCCUUCACAUUUCCCUGAUAGGGAAAUUGAGCCACACCCUUCGCACCUGACCCAUGGUAUUAGGCCCCUUGAGCCAUGGAGGCCAUUGAUGUCCCUGUGGGGAACCUCAUUGACUUUGACUCUGAACCUUCCACCACCGACACCUCCGAAUCCGUCCCUGCUGCUCCUCCCUCCACCAAUGGCAAUGGGUUGCUGGAUCACCUGGCGGGCGACACGGCCGCAGUGGCGGAAGAGAGCGACGCGACGGAAUCUGCCGACAGUGAGAAUGACACAACGGACUCGCCCACCCAUCACAGCUGGAACAACCACCGCCGCUCCUCCUCAGAGUCCUACUCAUCGAACCAGAGCACAGAGUCCGCCAAGGACGAAGUGACAGCAGAGCACCGGGAGUUCAUCAGGAAGUAUGUGGAGAAGAUCUUCACGGGAGGAGAGGAAUUUGACCAAGAGGAGAAAGCCAAGUUUGGAGAACUCUGCAGUGGGGAGAAUGCAAAAGGCAGGGAAUGGUUUGCAAGAUACGUGAGCGCUCAGCGCUGCAAUUCCAAGUGUGUCUCGGAGCAGACUUUCUAUCGACUGGUGCAGUCCUUUGCUGUGGUCCUCUUUGAGUGUUACCAGAUGGAUGAUUUCAGCCCUGCUAAGAACCUGAUGACCAUGUGCUUUACCUAUUACCAUAUUGGAAAGCCCCAAGCGCUGCCCAUCGAGUCCAAGGAGAAGCCCACCGGCAGCAUCGAUUCCUACCUGAAGUCCGCAAACAGCUGGUUAGCCGAGAAGAAGGACAUUGCGGAGCGGCUCCUGAAGAACACGUCGGCGAAGACGGAGAAUGUGAAAGGCUUCUUUGGGAGCUUUGAAAGCAAGCUGAAGGGGCCCGGGCCCAAGAAAGCUGAGGAUGAUGAAGACAAACCAAGAGAGAGAAUCCACAAAUCAGUUUCCCUGUACAGUCCUGAGGAUGAGGAAGAAAAAACAGGAGAGAAGAUCUACCUGUACAUGCACCUGAAGCAACAACCCAUCUGGCAUACCCUGCGGUUUUGGAAUGCGGCUUUCUUCGACGCGGUUCACUGUGAGAGGCGGAAACGGUCUCCCACCACUAGAGGGAAUGCUGGAGAGGAAGAGGAAACGAGGGAGAAAUGGUGUCACAUGACCCAAGAGGAGCGAGACGAUAGUCUGCGGUUUAAUGAGAAUAUCACCUUUGGACAGUUGGGUACUUUCACUCACAACAUGUUGGCUUUUGGGCUGAACAAGAAGCUUUGCAACGACUUCUUGAAGAAGCAGGCAGUGAUUGGCAACCUGGAUGAAGAGCAGUACAAGCUGCUUAGUGAUCACAUCGAACAAAUGGCUGCAGAAUAGCACCGCGACCUGCCUCCUGCAUUCAGGAACUAACAGAGAGGAAGCCAGUGGGGAUGCAAGGGUUGGAAAAAAGCCUGUCUCUGAGACUACCUGCAACAUAAAAGAUGGGCUUUUCAAAAAAGCAAAAACUAUACCCAACUGACACUGUGUUAAACCUGCAUGAUCGUCUUCUAACCACGUAGAGCUGCGCUGCGCAGCCCGUUAUAGACGUAGGAGCUUGGCAAUCAAAGCUGCCCGCCCUCUUCUGAUGCUGCCACCUCCCCAUAUGCCUCUUCCACCCAGACUGUGACUGAAUGGAGACCUCUGGGCAGAAUCUUCUGGGUAUGAGGCAGAGUGCAAGUCAGCACGGGAGAGUCUAGCGUGCUGGUAAAGGCGGAAGGCUGAGCUUUUGGGAUAGCCUCUCCUCUCUCUGCUUUCUGCUGCUGAAUUUUUCCUUUUAGCAUCAAAAGUUUGCAGAGUAUAAAAAAUGUGUGUGUGUGCAAGGGAUGCAGAAAGGGGUGGGUGGGAGGGAAGAUAGACACCCUAGUUUCAAUUAUUGCUCUAGAAGACCCCUAAAGUGAAUACCAGGAGUUCUGUAGGCCAGGAGGCCAGAUGCAAAUCUUCCUGAUGGGGGCUAUAUUUAAGAAGAUGGGCAGGAAAUGGGUGGUUGGGUCAGUGAUUCUGUGUUAGGCUGGAACAGAAGGCCUAGAUCCCCACCACCACCACCUUUACAGUUUUUACAAGUUCUUUCUUGCAGUAUCUUUUGAUGAAGGUUGCUCUGAUCCAGCCAGUAACUUUUUGUUAGGCGUUUUCUGUUUCCCUGGUAGCUGCUCCAUCUGAAAGCAAUUGAUGGGGGUGCCCACUACUUUCAAAUGGUCAGAUAGAUCUGCCUUCCUGAACUGUCAAGGGGAGGGAACAUCCUGGUGUAUGCAGCAGCAUAUCUGGCUGGGCUUUGAGCAUGAGCCUUCUGGAGUCAAGGUGUGAUCAAAGCGAAGCCCACAGCAGGAAGUUGCCAAUGCAAACUCUCUCCGGCUGCUCAAGUUUUCGUUAAAUGAAAGAUUGUCAGCAGAGGUGGUAAAUCUUCAUGGUAGCAAGCCUCUUCAGCUUGUGAUUUUGAGAAGAUCGCUCAGAGCCAGCUGUUGCAGUGUUUAUGGAACUCCAACAACCUGUUUGCCAUUUUUUAAAACAACACCAACCAUGA